Molecule: messenger RNA, 1949 nt
Organism: Drosophila ananassae
Lineage: Eukaryota; Metazoa; Arthropoda; Insecta; Diptera; Drosophilidae
Exons: 3
Coding region: 320-1114 (264 amino acids)
Source: RefSeq, a predicted model, not a curated record
AGCAUAACAAUAAUUUCAGUCGCGUUUUUCACGACCUGCCCGCGGUUGUUCCACCAAAGUUUUCCACAUUAUUGCCCGAAAAAACACACAAGAGCAGGCCCAGAAGCGGAUUUGUUUAAACAAUCCUUUUGUUUAUCCAUAAACACAUAGCAGCCGGGCGGGGAGAGUGCUAUGUGUGUUCGCGUCGAGUGAACUUAAAACGUGAUGAGGAGCAAGGUCGGUCAGUAGAAAAGAAAUAGGACGCACCAGCUGAGAGACCAAAGCAAUCAAAGGACAUAUCACUUACCAGGACUAACUAGCUUCCUCCAGAAACUCCAGCAUGUUCGACAUCACCUGGCUGCCCACCGCCUGCGGGUCCCUGGCCCCGGCUCUCAUCCCGCCGGCCCACAUCGUCAUCCUGUGGUACUUCUGGGAGAACUAUGCCCGCUACGUGGACCGCCACUUCUGCACCUGCUCCUGCUGGGACACCGUCUUCAAGGGCCCCUACGAGUCGGGGGUGGCCGCCUACAAGCACAUGUACUUCAACGCCACGCCCAACACUUUUAAGAUGUGGAUUCUGACCGUCUUUGCGGUGAUUGCCCUGUACGAGUGCAUCAAGCGGCUAAUCGCCCUGAUCCUCCAGCAGCGCGUGCGGUACUCGAUGCUGCUCCUCUUCCUGCUCUCCAUCUUCUCCCACUACUAUGCCUGGUGGGCGUACAUCAACUACUACAACGACGACUACUACAAUCAGUGGAACCAUCAGCUCUUCUUUACGAUAACGGAGCUCAUCUCGACAGUUUUGGUGAUGCACUUGGCCAACGCAACGAACGUAGUUACCCCCAAGAAGGUCUUCUGCAUCGUAGGUAUCGCCCUGCUGCACAUCCUGGCCAGCAGCUUCGACCAGUUCUUUCUCAAUGUGGUGCGUGGAGAAGGGUAUGCCCACCAAAUAGUGCGAGAUAUUGGAUUCAUGGUGCCGGAUCUGCUCCAGCUCUUCGUUCCGGUUUGGCUGCUCCGUCAGACUCGCAGGGAGAGCUACUCGACGCGGCCGUUCUACCGGGAUCGGAAGCUGCACCGGGACAUUGUGGCCAUGUUGUGCCUGGUGUCGCUGCUAUUUGUGAUCUGCACGGUUUUGUGAGAAAGGAUCAUGCUGGACAUGUACGAGGAGACGCACGGGAAGCUGGAGCCCGUGCAGGACGCGGCGGUGCAGCUGCUGAAUCGCUACCGGAUGCUGGCAAACGGGAACGUGCACAAUUAGGUUGGUAGCCGAAAGUCCGGGAGCCCGCCGUCCGUCGGGUAGCAUGUGGGUGGACAAUAGCGGCACUUGUGUAAGUGCGGAAUAUCCUUGAAUUCCUGUAGAAUUUCGUAAUUUCAUUUGACGUUUGUGAUAGUGCGUUCAUUGUUUUGAUUUCCGUGGAAGUGAGCAUAUCAAUAAGCAUUAAUAUCAACUAACCGAAGUACAUAAUCAAUACAACAAAUUGUAAUCUUCCAUUUAGAACCGAUUUUGACGGUGCUGAGGCAUUAACCCAUAGUUGAACUUAGGUACAAUGUAGAGAAAUGCUGUCCCGGGAGUAGCGCGGGGUCUAGCCAGGACGAACACCCGAAUCUAGAACUUAGUUAUGGAACAACGACGCGAAUACUUAAUAUUGAAUAUGGAUUGUGGAUACCCACCCAGUGUUAUACUACCUUAACGAGUUACAUGUGACUUAGACUGUUGUUAGAUAAUAACAAUAUUAUACUCAUGAAUACCAUGAAAAACCAAAAUAUUCCAAUACAUCUAGUAGAGAAAAUUAACAAGCAGAAAACCAAGAACCGUAGUAAUCAAAAUUAGCGUUAUACUAUAUUGUUACGAUUAACUUUACACGAAGGAAAUCAAAAACAUACAGAUAUUAAUAUUUGGAAUAGCCUAUAUACUUAUACACAUAUAUAUAUUUUAGUAUACAAGAUUAUAUAUAUAUUGAAUAAACUUUAAG